Molecule: messenger RNA, 10330 nt
Organism: Gadus chalcogrammus (walleye pollock)
Lineage: Eukaryota; Metazoa; Chordata; Actinopteri; Gadiformes; Gadidae
Gene: sash1a
Product: SAM and SH3 domain containing 1a
Exons: 19
Coding region: 4183-7683 (1166 amino acids)
Molecular function (GO): protein binding
Source: RefSeq, a predicted model, not a curated record
CACACACACACACACCUGUAUGUACAUAGGUACAGGUGGUAUAGGUGGUAUGGCAACACCAGCCAAACAGCCUGUGCGUGUAUGUGGUACUUUGGGCAAGUAAACCGAACAUCAAAACACCACACACAUGCACACACAGAUGCUGUUUGGCUGGUGUUGCCAGCCCUACCCAAACCACGCCCAUACGGGGCUAACAAAGUCAUGCCAGUUGGCACGUGCACCUCCAGGCCACCUGGUCUCCUCUUCAACCCCCGCCCGCCCACUGGGGCACUGACCCGUGCUCACAAUAACACCGGCAGGGGGAGGACUCUUCAGUGUGGUAGACUCAGUGGUGGAAUUUAAUGCGAAAAGGGAUGCGCUUUCUCCAGCACAGACAUCCUUUCCAUUGAAUCUAUAGCCGCAAGCCCGCAAGAUUUGGUGUCUGACCUUGUUGUCAAAAUAGUACAAAACCCUGUUUCCCUUUGGGGAAGUAUUCAGAAGAAUCAUACCCCCUUUUGCUAACCUUCACCCCUACCUUGAACCCACACAUGUUAACAAUGUUUCUCCACACAUACACACACAUAUUUGCGUGUAUGUUUCCACUCGGCGUACCUCUUUCGUUGAAAGGUGGCUGUGUGUUUUCCUUCAGACAUCGUGACAAUAAUUCAAAGGAGAUCUCUCCCCCUCCACAUUUCCCUCUUUCGCCUUUUUCUUUUAUUCAAUUCACAGUCAUGCAUAAGCAAUUAUGGAGCGAGCUCGGCACACUGGAUUCUUACUUACACACGUGCACCGCACGUACAUACACACUCACGCACACGCGCGUGCACACUCACACUCACUAAGUAGGGCAGUAUCUCAGCUAUAGUUUUCAAGGGUUCAUGUAAAGGCUAGCAUGCUCCCUCUGGGUGUGUGUGUGUGUGUGUGUGUGUGUGUGUGUGUGUAUGUUGUAGCUCAGCCAAACGCAUACACAGACAGACGCAAGCUCAUUUCCACAUAGACACACACAGACAUAUAUUUUGAUCACACACUUUGAUCAGUUUGAGGUAUUCCUCUUCAGCUUGGGUGUCAGAUAUGAGAGGCUCUGGCAUGCUGUUCAACUUCUCGUCCUCCCCUGUUCUCUGCUGCAAUAAUCCUCCAGCGACGUGCAAAGUUUCUCUUGGGUUCAACAGCAAGCAAUGUUGCAGCAAGAGUUCUCAACACAAAUCAUGGAAGAUUUCAUCACAGACAUUGCACGGCAUGGAGUUUGACUUGGGUUUCAUUUAUUCAUUUAUUUUUUGUUACCAAACACAUCCUUUCAUCCUAGUCUUUUUUGCCCACUGCCCUUUCCUCCCUCCCUCUUUCCUUCCCAAAGAUGGCAGACCAAGCGGGGACACAAAGACCCUCCCUGUUCUGUCUGUCUCUUAGGACCUCUAUCUUGUGAAAGUGGAGGCGGCAGUGUGUUUUUAUUUGUGCGUGUGUUUGUGUGUCCCUGUCCGCAUGUCUUCAUCCACAUCCACAUUUUGUGCGUUUGCGAUGAAGCCUCCAUCCUUCUUCGCGGUGCGUGUGUUAUACAUUGCGUGCGUUUACUUGGAGCCGUCUUUGGGGCAGUGCACUGUGUCUAUACUGCUCAGUCCCUGGCAGAGGCUCCGUCCAUACUGAGGCCCACUCCGUAGCCCCCUUGGGCACGGCGCCCACGGGCUAGAACCAGAGCCGGGCGUAUCACUCCUCGCCACAACAGACCGGAGCCGCCUUCAAAGGAGCAUCAGAUAGCAAAAGACAUCAAACGCAUGAAAAGAAAAGCCUGUGUGUGUUUGUGUGUGUGUGUGUGUAUACGUGUGCACGCCUACGAGAAUACACCUGUGUGGAAUGGCGCCUCGGUGUCUUGUGCGUCAGUUCGGUUGUUUAACCACAGCUAACUGCCAAAGCCCUGCUUUGCUUAAGGAAUCUGUGCCAAUUCAUUCUUUGAUUCUGGUGCAAGCUCUGCUCUGUCGUUUAGAAAGGCAUACCUUCCCCCCCCGCCUUCCAUGCUACCAUGCGGUCUUUGCAUUGCGUCGGUGGCGCACAACGUGGACACAUGUCCAAUUGCGUUGGCCGUCUUUUUGUAAUUAUAAAAACAACUUUUAUAAAGACAAUACCUGCUCAUUGACUUAUGGGAAUCCUCCUACUCCCUCAGCUGGGCAGAAUGUUUCGACAGCGCUUCCGACAAACCCCCUAGCCCCUCCAACGCGGAAGAUGUCCGGAUCCUGGUCUGCUUGAGUAAUGUAACAGACGAAAUGGACAGCUAAAUUAUGAGCCAGUGGUUUAGGUGGAGCUGCAAGUAAUCCUGUCGGUACAGACAGAAAGCGUGGCUGACUGACUGGCGUAAGCCUUGUUCUAUCUUCUGUUGAUCACUGUUGUGAUAAAUGUAGGGUUUAGGCUAAACGCUAGGGCCUGCUCAGCAUUCUUUGAUGCUUUUACUUGGCGAUGUACUUUAGGCUACCACCCUGCAAAGAGCCCAUUAAGAGGGGGUUAGGUCACUUCUGAGUAAGUCUCUAACUCUUUAAGAGUCACUCACUCACUACAUUAAGUUAAGUGGGAGGAUGGGGGUGGUGGGGGCCUAGACUUCAUUGUCCAGAACUCAGCCAAAGGAAAAACAAAACUGCUUCUGAGUGGUCGGGCAAGUCCAUUAGCUGGUCUUGAUUUUGAAACUGGGCUUAGAUGAGAGCUAUUUUUUGUUGUGACUUCGUAUUUAAAUUUUUUGAGAAUGGAUAUAUUUUGUCAGAGCUUUUUUUGGACAGAUAAGGUUUUGUGUUGAAGCCUGAUUUGUAGCAGCUGGCUAAGCAUGCAAUUUGUUAAAGAAAACAAAGGUUUAGGCUCCAAACAAGCCUUCUUUUGAGUGUCAUGAUCUGGAACUAUCUCUGUUAUGACCCAUGAAUCCAUUUCAUCGUUCUUUAAAGCUAAAUGAGUUUAAUCUAUUUUGUAAAUGGGUGCUAGCACAGGUUAAUUAUUUCAAGGUGUUCCAUUAUGAGCUUGCUCAGAGUCAAAAUUAAUGAUUACCUUUGCAUUGAGUGCAUUUACAUUAAUAAGUGUCUGUAGUCACUUUGAGGUGAUAGUGAUAUCAUUGAAGUGCUCAUGUUAACAGCACUGUGCAAUUUCAAUAUAUUUUUAUUCUAUCUAACCAUGAAGCGGUUAAUGUAAUCACAUUUGCCUCCACAUAGCACGCAGACUCUUCUUGACCUUUUAGCUUUCAUUUGCUAGCUAGUAGGGCUGGGUAUUGCCAGGUACCUCACAAUUCAAUUCAAUUCGAUUCUUUAGGUCUAGAUUCGAUUUGAUAUUGAUCCAAUUGCUUCGAUAUCGAUUCAAUAAUACGUGCAGAUGACAAAAAUACCUAUAUAUUAUUUAGAAUUAACCAUUUCAAAAUGAAUUAACCAUGUCAUUGUGCUUUAACUAGCGAAAAGGGAAUACACCAUUGUAUAGUAUUGUUCAUGAGCUAAGCCUGCAGCAUAAAAGUAAUAAUCAUAACAUGGACAAAUGUAAAAGGGCAUGUACAUUUAGGCACACUCGCUUCUAGAUUACAAUGACUGAGUAUGCUUCUUUUUUUUCUUUUUUUCUUUUUUUCUUUUUUUUAUGGAUUUAAUCAAUGAAAAUAUAAAUCUGAAUCGAGAACAAAUAAAUUGCACUGCAUUGAUGAAUUGAUAUUUUUACCCAUCCCUACUAGCUAGUCCAUUUCCUAAAAGUCAUUUUUUGAUAGAAUUUAUGGUAUGCUCUCACUGUGACUAAUGGAUUAACUCGAUUGACCACAGUGUAACUAUGGGCAGCUCAUGGGAAUUCAAUGGCACAAACACUUCCAUGUAGGAUCCAGAGUUUUAGUUGCAACACGUAUAUCCCCAACUUCCUCAUUGAAACCAUCGGUGGUGUUUUACUAAAAAUAAGUCCAAUCCCUCCCACUCUAAAUAGAGAGUAGCAAAAGGGAACUUAUCAAAGCUGGAUUUUCUCACGGUUCUUCAUUCUCAGGAAACGCAACAGGUACAGUAUCCAAUAUGCUACUUUCCUGUGUACAUUUCUACUAACGAGCUGAAAACGACCGUUUAACAAGCCGAUUCAUCUUGAUUCGGGGGACACUCCUUGUCUGCUGCCUUAAGAGAGAAACUGGACACCAGCAUCACAUCCCUACAGCUUCGCUCUGAGAUACAGGAAUCCUUGGGCCUCAGCAGCGAGGUGUCGACGCCAGAAACGGACAGAAAAAUGCCUCUGCACAAGUCCAGCUCCGAAGACGGCUCGGGUGGAAAGUGGGACAACAAGAAGAAGAACAAAUCCUUCUGGCAGAACUUCCGCAAGGCUCAGCAUAAACCUGUCGCGCGGCAGGCCGCCAAAGGCGAGGACAUCGGCUACGUGGCCAGUGAGAUCACGAUGAGCGACGAGGAGCGCAUCCAGCUGAUGAUGAUGGUGAAGGAGAAGAUGAUCACCGUGGAGGAGGCUCUGGCCCGGCUGAAGGAGUAUGAGAGCAGCAGACAGGGCAGCAGUACUGACACUGCAGAGUGGACUGACGGAUCCUCAGCCAUUCUCAACCAGUCGUCAAACUGCAACUCUCGUGAGCAGUCGGACGACGAGCAGUCGGAGGACUCUGUGAAGUUCAAGCGGCUCCACAAGUUGGUCAACUCCACGCGCCGCGUCCGCAAGAAGCUCAUCAAGGUGGACGAGGCCAAGAGGCGCGACUCUGAAGAUUCUCUGAGUCUGGAGGCGUCGCCGACGUGCGUGGACAACGCCGCUCUGUACACAGGGGUCCUGAAGAAGCCCCCGCUGCCCCAGGACGCCUCCCUGGCCUCCCUGGCCCAGGACCAGCUGUCCCUGGACGGGGACACGGACAGCCUGACCACCUCGCCGUCCUCCAGCAGCCUGGACACCUGGUCGGGACACAAGCUGGUCAAGACCUUCAGCAAGUCCUCGAGCGCCCACGGCCUCAUCCGGCCCGCCAAGCGCGGCCCCGCGGCGGCGGCGGCGGCCCCCGUGCCGGGCCCCGGGGGCUCCAUCGCGGCGGUGGUGGGCAGCGGCUCCUCGGUCUCGGAGCUGGACGGCUGCGGCCUGGACGAGGAGGGCAAGCUGCUGGCCCGCUCCUCCACUGACGGGGAGAUGAGGAAGGCGCUGAGCUCCAUCUCCCACGGGAGGACCUGUAGUUUUGGGGGAUUCGACCUGUCCAACCGAUCGCUCCAUGUGGUCAGUGCGGCCUCUGAGGCCAAUAGUAAGGAACAGGAGGCCAUCUACCGGGAGGUGGUCAAGUCCCCCACCACAUCCCGCAUCUCUCUGGGCAGGAAGGUCAAGUCGGUGAAGGAGACCAUGAGGAAGCGCAUGUCCAAGAAGUACAGCAACUCCCUCUCUGAGCAGUCCAGUCCGGACGCGGCCCCCGGCUCCCCCCAGUCCUCCCAGCCGGACACCGACUCCCUGGAGAAGCCCAAGCUGAAGGCGGGGGGCUCGGUGGAGAGCCUCCGCAGCUCCCUCAGCGGCCAGAGCUCCAUGAGUGGUCAGACGGUCAGCACCACCGACUCGUCCGCCAGCAACCGGGAGAGCGUCAAGUCGGAGGACGGGGACGACGAGGAGCCCCCCUACAAAGGCCCCUUCUGCGGGCGCGCCCGCGUGCACACAGACUUCAUCCCCAGCCCCUACGACUCGGACUCCCUCAAACUCAAGCGCGGGGACGUGAUCGACGUCAUCAGCAAGCCGCCCAUGGGCACCUGGAUGGGCCUGCUGAACAACAAGGUGGGCACCUUCAAGUUCAUCUACGUGGACGUGCUGAGCGACGAGGAGGAGAAGAAACCCAAGAGGCCCGUGAGGAGGAGGAGGAAGGGCCGGCCGCCCAAGCCCACCUCCGUGGAGGAGCUGCUGGACCGCAUCAACCUCAAGGAGCACAUGCCCACCUUCCUGUUCAACGGCUAUGAGGACCUGGACACCUUCAAGCUGCUGGAGGAGGAGGACCUGGACGAGCUCAACAUCCUGGACCCCCAGCACCGCGCAGUGCUGCUCACCGCCGUGGAGCUGCUGCAGGAGUACGACAGCAGCAGUGACCCUGAGCGCAGCGGCCUGUCCGGCUCCCAGGAGAAGCUGCUGUCAGAGGGCCUGGUCGGGGACUCCCCGCGCGACUCCGGCUGCUACGAGAGCAAUGAGAAUCUGGAGAAUGGCAAGAACAGGAAGGCCUCGUCCCGCUCCAGCCGCUCCUCCGCUGGCCUCCAGUCCCCGGACUACCCCACCCUGCCCAUGACCGUCUCCAACGAGACCCUGCAGCAGGGCGGCAAGGGCCCGCAGCACGGCUCCAAGCUCCCCCGGGGCCCCUUCCCCAAGCCCAGCCUGAAGGGCCUCACCCUGCUGGGGAACCUCCGCAAGGCCCAGCGCAAGUCUCCCCUCCUGGCCAGCCGCAGCUGUGAAGACCUGGAGGGGCCCUCGCAGCCCGCCACCACCGGCCCCUGGAAGCGCUCCCACUCCCUGGGGGACCUCAGCUGGGAGCCGGAGGCGGAGCGGCAGCAGAAGGCCCCCGUCGGGGGGGUGAAGUCGCCCGGCGCCGGGCCCCAGCCCCGCGGCGGUAGCCCCGUCAAGGCGCUCAAAGACAGGUGUUCCCCCGCUCGGCUGGCCAAGCCCCCGCCCGUCAGCCCCAAGCGCUGGACGGAGCGCCCGCCCCUCCCCUCCCAGCUCCCCCUGCGCCCCCACUGCCCCGCCGCCGUCUCCCCGGCCUACUCGCCUCCGGAGCUCCUGUCGGCCCCCGGAUCCGGAUCCCCCGGCAGCCCCGGCGCCCCCGCCCAGGAGAGGCUCCCGGUGCCCCGCGCCCACUCCAAGAAGCCCCCCGUGCCCCCGCCCGUCCCGGCCAAGAAGUCCCGGGAGCGGAUGGCCAACGGGCUCCGUCACGCGCCCCUCUCCCCGCCCUCCUCCCCCUCCCCCACCCCCUCCCCCACCCACUCCCUCACCCGCUCCCACCCGGCCUCCCCCCUCACCCACAGCCGAGGCAGCGUCGGCAGCGGCAGCAGCGGCGGCAGUGUGAGCAGCAACAGCCCCGGUCGCCACGGCGCCCCGGCUCUCCCCGCCAGGACCCCCGCCACGCCCCCCGCCACCCCCCGCCCCACCUCCCCGGCGCUCCCCCCCUCCCCCUCCACCGGCGGCGAGGAGGCGGGCAGCCCCCCCGUGGUGCGGCCCCCCUGGAUGUCGGACCUGGGCUGCAAGGUGGCGGUCUCCAGGAAGGCGUCCCACAGCAAGAUGAGCCCCGACCCGCUGAGCCUGCUGGAGCCACGGCUGGAGGCGGAGGGCAUCGACCUCACCGAGGAGCCCUACUCCGACAAGCACGGCCGCUGUGGGAUCCCCCCGGCCCUGGUCCAGCGCUACUCUGAGGACCUGGAGCUGCCCCUCAAGGAGGUGGCCUCCACCAUGGACCGGCUCCGCGUUAGGGAGCUCCGCAAGCAGCACCGCAUGGCCAUCCCGUCCGGAGGUCUGACGGAGCUCUGCCGCAAGCCCCUGUCCCCGAACGCCGUCGGCGGCAGCGUCUCCGAUUGGCUGGUGUCCAUCGGCAUGCCCAUGUACGGAGCGGCGCUGGCGGCGGCGGGCUGCGAGGCGCCCGGCCGCAUGGCCUCGCUGACGGAGGGCGAGCUGCGGGCCGCCGGCGUGCGGGACGAGAGACACGCCCGGCGCCUGGCCCGCGAGGCCAGGGCGCUCGCCGUGCGCCGCAGCAGCAUCAGCAACGACGACAACGCCACUUCCAGCCAGUCGUAACCGGUUUGGAGGAAUCGCCAUCUGUGAUUGGACGAAGGUUUUGAAGGCCGAUGUUUUUGUUGUUGUCAUUGUUUUUGUUGUUGUUGUUGUUGUUGUUGACGCGAGAGCCAAAGGACCGAGAGGUGCUGUUGAGUGUUGAACUAUUUGGGGGAAGGAAAGGACGACAAAUGGCGCCGAAUGACCAUAGGACGGUCAGAGAAAUGCUUUGUACAGCGAUCGGGGCCUGUGAUUGGACAGUAGAUCAGCUGACAUCACGCUGUAGGACUCUCCUCCUGUAACCCUGUGUUCUUGGCAUCUGAGUUCCCCGCCGCAAGCAGAGCUCCUCUUGUUCAGAGCUCCUCUUGUUCAGAGCUUGCGUCCCUUCUAAAGGAGUUUGGGUGUCAGUAUAUUCUCAAUGACCCGACGCCUGGACAGUUCAGAAACGACCCUGGACCCCAGACAGCGAAGGGCAGUUAAUGGACAGUUCAGAAACAACCCUGGACCCCAGACAGCGAAGGGCUUCACAACCAGACUCUGGGCCCCGAGGGAUGGAUGGAGGUGUUUGAUAAAGCAUUCCCUAAAGGUCUUACACACAGAACAAGAGACUGCCUGUCAGCAAGAAAGCACAUUUUAUAGGUUGGGGUGUUUUCAUAAAGAAAGACUGUUAAUCACUGUUAAAUAAUUGCAUAUUUUUUCAUGUUCCAUUUUUUUUGAGCUGAGGGUCUUAAAUGCAGAAUGUGUCAGAACGGCCAAAGUGAUUUCAGUCCGAUUUCAUACAUUGACAAAUGUUCGAGUUACAGAAUGAAUGUUUGGCCUUUUUAGCUCCGCUCAGUUUAUGAAAACAAGCAAUUUGUAAACUGGCUGUUCAGAGAUUCAAAAAAAGAUUGUUCUUUUGCUUCUGUAAUAUAUCUUCCAGUAUAAUCUAAUUUCAAUUUUUUUUUGUACUUUGCUUUCGGUGUGCUUCUUCUUCCGAUGCUUCCUGCCUUAUUGUGAGGCAGCAUCAGUAACCACGGCUAUCUCAUCACUGACCACAGCUAAAGGGGGGGCCCCUCUCCACACCAGAGCGACGCUGGAACACAGCGCUCUGGUGAUCUCCACGGGUCUUCAGCUUCUUUCUUCUUCUAUUUAAAUCCAGGAUAUUAAAUAUUGUGUUCUAACACUAAGUCGCCUGACCGUUACAUUACAAAAGAAAACGACAUUUGUAGCCCAGUUCAGAUCAAACGUUUGCAACGGGAGAUUGGCAUCACAUCAAAUUUCCGUCACAACCCUCCCCCCACGCCCACGAGUCGGGGGGAGGGUCAUAGGGAUGUCCACAAUUAAUAUAUAUUGCAUAAGUGACCACAACAAUUAUUCCACUUCAAAACAUCCAGAGUAGAACUGACUCAACAAAUGUCGGUCUUGUGCGUACAGUACAGAGGACAUAGUCUACCGUGUACAAUAAAGACAGUCUACCGUGUACAGCCCACAUUCUACCGUGUACAGUACAGACUGUCUGCUCAAGGAUUUGUGCUCGCACACACACAAACACAAUGUUUAUGAUCAUGGAUAAUGGUAAGAAAUGAUUGGAACCUUGUGGAAAAGCCUGCCAACAUUUCUAAACACUUGCCUAAAAAAGAAAGAAUACUUUUGGUUACUUUUUGGACAUUCCUUUCAAAUAAUCUUUGCAUCGACGUAUCGAAGUAUAGAAAUACAAAACAUCCUGACGAUUCUUACCUUAGUGAGUCCUUAUGUUUAACACAGCCAGGUCGUCUUAAGUCUUAUUAUUUUUCAUAAUCUCAAUCUAUCUCAUGACACAUGAGACAAAUGUAUUUAUACAAGUUGUCUCUGUUGACGUUUCGUAAAAUUCUAUUAUAAGUUUGUACUAUCUUUAAAUAAUCUUUGUUGCAGUGUUUUUGAAGGUGGGGAAAACCCUCCAUGAAUCUUACUGAACUUGAAGAGGGUAUUCUUUGGUGGACACACACAGAUGUUUGAUGCCUUUUGUCCCUCCUCAAUCAAAGUGGUGCUCGGGGGUAGCUAGAAUGACAGUAACUUCAACUAAAAGCCCAACCUGAAAAAAUGUAUUUUGUAAAGAACAGAGAAAGAAAAAUGUAUAGACACUGUACAUGCACUUUAGAAGGUAAACCUAGCUGAUUUAUUGGCAAAAUUGGCUACAUUUUGGUCAGAUGCCAAUAAAAGAAAUUGUGUCAGGUAUUGUAAAGUGAAAGGUCUUGAGUGGGUGUUUCUGAGUGAUACUUUAGUACUGACUUUUCAAUUCCAAGUCGAUGUACACAUGUUGAUAGUCACUCUCAAAUUAACCCCCUUCAAGAUUUGUUUGCAGUUUUACAAAGAAAAGUUUGAUUACAUAUAUGAAAUGCUUAACACCAUGUUUCACAUUCUGUAUAUGUAAUUGAUAUUUAAAUAACUUAUUUUCUUUUUUGAUGCUUAUCUUCCCCCUAUCAACUGUAAGUAGCUGUACUAUAAAAAAAAACAUAGCAAUACCUUCCUGCAUAAUGCUUAUUGCUUUCGUCAGUAAAAGCUACAUUAUGUAUUGUAAAAUAUAAGUGUACAAAUUAUUUUAUUUCGUUUCAUCUAUCUAACGAUUGUCCAUAAAAAUUUGCUUGUGUAUUGAAACAAAAAAAGUUAAUGUCCAUAACUAUUUGUCAUUCUGAAAUAUAAUAAAAACCUUUUC